UUACAGAACUGAGUGAUAUGGGAGACGAAGACGAAGACGAUAUGGCCUAUGAGUGGGAGGAGGUGACAAGAAAGCACCGAGCCCUGGCAGGGCGCCUGGAGCAGCUCACCGGAGGGAAUGCAGCAUCCGGGUCUUCCAAGGGGACCUUACGGGCGGCCUCACCUGUCCAAGGGCUUGGAAUUGCAUGAGAGGAAGUUUGUCCCUGUUCAUCUGACUGCGUCUGAUACCUAGUAAGCGUUCUUACUUGCUAAAAGGAAGUAAAUCAGGACUCCGGUUCGGCGCGCUAGCCGUAUGGGGCACUAGCGGCGGGUGCCGUUUGACCUCCGCCGGUCGUUGUCUGGACCGCCGGCUUCCCCGUCCGUCAUCUUUCCUCUCUCUUUCUUCUCUCCCUCCCUCCCUUCCCUUGUUUCUUUCAUCUUCCCUUUUUUUCUUUUUCUUUUUUUUUAUUCCCUCCCAGAUCCGGGACAUUCUUUUUAUAUAUAUUAUGUUCUUCGUUGUUUCUGUACAUUUUGAAUGUCUGUCCUAUAGCCCUCUGAUCGGUGCUGGUCUGCCGGCUACCCUCGUUCCGUCGUCGUCUUCAUUGCCGUCUCUUGUGUGACGUCCAUCUCCCUUGCGUACGCACGACCUGUCCAUACUCACACCAAGGAAUGAAAGUCUCCUUAUAGUCGGUGUGGAUAAACAAGUCAUUGAACAGCAACUUGGGGAUUUCACUUCACCCACCGUGGUUAAACCUUCUACCGAUGGCCGCCCCCGCUCUCUCAACCGGAUUGAUCGAUCCUACCAAACAGGCCGAGUACCCCAUUAUUUUGGGUGACAGGCUCUCAGGUAAAAAUGGCACUUCACUAUCAAAGCUGGUCAAUAUCCAAUAUAAUUAUAAGACAAAGUCCGCGACCGCACAACAAACCAUUACCAGGUCGUCGCAGUCGAGAGAUCACUACAACCUUACCAUUACGGAUAAAGCACCGAAUGCUGAACAGAACACCUUAACAUAUUCUUACCAAGGCAGCGUUGACCCAGACCAAGCUGUUUCAGAAGCCGAAGAGCGAAACCUGGUAUUGGUGUUCGACUCCCAUCGCAAGGCCUUUGUGCUGGAACCGGUUGCGGCGCAGCUCAACUUUAACCUCCGCUCAGCUCCAGCGAAAACGGAGAAGCAAGUGCUAGAAAAGUAUGAACAGCUUCGGACUUUGCAGGAGGACGACCAAGGCUCAGGAGACGAUCGGGGUUCAGACCAUGCCAGUGGGAACGAUGAUGGCCCAGCGGAUGACAGUAAUCCAUACGACUUCCGGCAUUUCCUUCCUAAGGAGAAUGCCGACGACGACAAGUCGAUCUCAGACAAUGCUACACCAGAACCUCAUUAUAACACAAGUAAAGCCAAUACCCCAUUAAUGCCUGCGACUAUCAAACCCACACCGAGUCCAAAGCCUAGCCCCAAGCCUCGCCCCAAAACCCAGUCCAACCCUCUUCGUCUCCCGAAGCCUGUCAAGUCGGCCAAGCAUGACAGCGUAGGGACCCCUAAGACAAGCUCCAGGCCUAUACCUCGCGAUGAGGACGUGAAAGAGAAGGCUCCUGCUGAAGAUGACACAAUCGAAGCAGCCAAAUCCCCAUCCUUCGAAAAUGGAAGCAGCGCUUUGUUAUCCCAACAACCAGCUCCUUCACCCGGGUCUAAUAUCAUCAUUGACGGAGACCUUAUCAUUGAUAUGGGCUCACCGCCACCUUCUCGCCCUGCAUUCCGGAUUGACCCUGCUCACUUCUCUUCCAAUAUUACACCAGCAAAUGAUGAUGACGAUGAAGAUGAGGAUAUCGAGGAUCUCCGGUUGCCCUCCCCUGCUAGGCACGGAGGGAUACCUGCUCGUUCCGGAAGGGUAGAGCCUAGUCGCAACUCACAGGCUGAUGAAGAUGAAGUUGAGGACGAUGACGCUUUAGCGGCAGAAAUGGAGGCUGCAUUUGAAGAAAGUGCUCGGGAAGAGGAGGCCAGGAGUCAUCAGUCAUCACACCAUUACAAUGCUCCUAGUGAUGAUGAGAGUGAAGUCAGCGAGGAAGAGUAAUUCUCCCUUCUUUAUCUUUGAAUUGUUGGAAUAAUUGUGUGUGUGUGUGUGUGUGUGUGUGUGUGUGUUUUCCGUCUUUCAAAAUCAUAUAUAAGCAUGGCGUUCGUUUGGAGUUUGGAGCGGAAUAAUAAACUCAAUGGAGUUUUACAAUUAUUGAUAGCAGUGAUACCACCUAUUGCAUCCCAACUUGUAUAGAGGAUUUAGGAUAGUUCCAAUACCAUUAUGUGUAUUUCGAGUUGGAUUGAUGCAUGUAAAUGAGUUG
Messenger RNA from Aspergillus caelatus, 2307 nucleotides. RefSeq names its product ELL-associated factor. The transcript has a single exon. The record is from RefSeq and is a predicted model, not a curated record. Bases 741 to 2045 code for a protein of 434 amino acids. NCBI's taxonomy places the organism in Eukaryota, Fungi, Ascomycota, Eurotiomycetes, Eurotiales, Aspergillaceae.